CUUCAUCAAGAAGCAAAAAUGGCUUUAGCCGCCACAUUUUCUUUAUAUAUUAGUCACUUGGCAAUUUGUUAUCUACUGCAGUGCCUGAGACAGAGACACUGAGAGACUUUGUGUUUGAUAGAAAGCAAAGAGCUUGGGAAAAAGAAUGUCAGGGCCUCAGUGCUGCUCAAACCCUCCAGUACUCGAUCCAAGCUGUGGAGCAGGCCAUGUUCAGAAACUUGCUGGCCUUGAUACCUAUGUCACUGGCUCACCUGAUUCUAAGCUUGCCAUUCUUCUUGCUUCUGACGUUUUUGGAUAUGAAGCACCAAACUUGAGGUAUCUGGCAGACAAGGCUGCAGCUGCUGGAUUCUUCGUGGUGGUUCCCGAUUUCUGGCACGGAGAUCGCUAUGUGCCUAAAAAUGCUGAGAAGCCUCAAGACGGCCUUGAUGUUUGGGUAAACAAACAUGGAACGGAUAAGGCAGCCGUGGAAGCAAGAUCACUAAUUGAGACAUUGAAAAGCAAAGGUGUUACUUCAGUUGGGGCUGCAGGCUGCUGUGUGGGCGCUAAGAUUGUUGUUGAACUUGCGAAAACUGACAUUAUCCAAGCUGCUGUGCUGCUACAUCCUACAUUUGUCACAGUGGAAGACAUCAAUGAGGUUAAAGGUCCGAUUACGAUUCUUGGAGCUGAGAUUGACGAGAUUUCUCCACCAGCACUCAUUAAACAAUUUGAGGCUGUCUUAGCAGGAAAAUCUGGGGUGGAGUUCUUUGUGAAGGUAUUUCCGAAAGUUGCUCAUGGAUGGACCCUAAGAUAUGAUACUGGAGAUGAAGAGGCUGUCAAGAAUGCAGAGGCGGCUCAUCAGAUCGUGUUGGAAUGGUUUUCUAAGCAUGUUAAGUGAAGGUGUUCAACAUAGUACUCCAUCAAUGUUGCCUAAGAUGGGAACACCAUGAAACUCUAUCAAAACUCCUUUAUAUUUGUAAACGGUUUGAAUUGAAUAAAUCCCGUGCGAUGCAUGGUAUCUGUAAUUGCAAUAAAUGAUUUUUGAGAUAUAUGUAAUUGUAAUAAAUAAUUUUAAAAAAUAAUAUAAUAAAAAUUGAAAUUGAGUAAGAAA
Molecule: messenger RNA, 1087 nt
Organism: Ziziphus jujuba (common jujube)
Lineage: Eukaryota; Viridiplantae; Streptophyta; Magnoliopsida; Rosales; Rhamnaceae
Product: endo-1,3;1,4-beta-D-glucanase-like
Exons: 7
Coding region: 146-874 (242 amino acids)
Molecular function (GO): hydrolase activity
Source: RefSeq, a predicted model, not a curated record